Molecule: messenger RNA, 993 nt
Organism: Xenopus tropicalis (tropical clawed frog)
Lineage: Eukaryota; Metazoa; Chordata; Amphibia; Anura; Pipidae
Gene: c1qa
Product: complement C1q A chain
Exons: 3
Coding region: 176-892 (238 amino acids)
Biological process (GO): signal transduction
Cellular component (GO): extracellular region; cell surface
Source: RefSeq, a predicted model, not a curated record
GCAUCUCUGGGGCACAAGGUUUGGGCGGCGCCACUGUUUGCAGAUCUGGGAAAAGAGAAGUAAAAGCUGGAGGGGAAGUCGCCGCCUCCUAAUCCUCCGGCAAUAUCUGCCCCUCCCCGGGGCAUCAGAACCAGAACUGCCCUUCUACUCACCAGCAAGGUCCGUAAGGGAGGAGAUGGGAGCCGGAGGUUGGAUCCUUGCGCUGCUCUUGGCAGGAGGUUGGUGCCAGGCUCGGUGCCAGUCAGAUGUGUGUUUGGCACCAGAUGGCAGAGAUGGGCUUCCCGGGACCCCGGGGCGAGAUGGGCGAGCGGGAGAGAAAGGAGAGCGAGGAAACCCAGGGGUGCCCGGCAGGAACUCGGGGCUCACAGCAGCCAAGGGGGAUGAUGGGAAUCCUGGACCCCCUGGGGAACCUGGGCCAAUAGGAUAUAAAGGCCCACAAGGUCCCCCUGGCCCUCUGGGUGAAAUGGGGCCAAAAGGAGCAAAGGGCCCAAUGGCCAACCUGGCCAAUCAGCGCCGCCCCGCCUUCUCCGCCAUCAGCCCCCGUAUCCAAGGCAACAUGGUGCUAUUUACUAAGCCCGUUACCAACAUGGAAGGCGCCUACAGCGCCGCGGGCAAAUACGUCUGCGCCGACCCGGGGUUCUACUACUUCACCUUCCAGGUGGUCUCAGCCGGGGACCUGUGUCUCUACAUUGUGCGGAACGGAGCCAGGCUCCUCGGGUUCUGCGACACCAGCACCAAAGCCCAACAGCACCAAGUCAACUCCGGCGCCGCCGUCCUCAGUCUGCGCCAUGGCGACCAGGUCUGGAUCGAAACCGACGCCCACAGAAAGAACAUCGCGACUUCCCCCGACACCACCAGCGUCUUCAGCGGCUUCUUGCUCUUCCCCCACUAACCGCUCCCAUUAAUGCCCCGUGUGGGGCAGGUCCCCGGGGGGGGGGCAGCUGAUUGUGAUCAUAUCUGUAUCGUUUGUGCCAUUAAAUCUAAUUACUGGAU